Mya arenaria is the source of this 651-nucleotide messenger RNA. Its product is annotated as low affinity immunoglobulin epsilon Fc receptor-like. NCBI's taxonomy places the organism in Eukaryota, Metazoa, Mollusca, Bivalvia, Myida, Myidae. The record is from RefSeq and is a predicted model, not a curated record. Bases 22 to 486 code for a protein of 154 amino acids. The transcript is spliced from 5 exons.
UUGAACAUAUUGUUGCACACAAUGAAGAGCGUUUACUCACUUUUUAUAUUAACCUUUCUCAUCAAGGCUGUCUUGAGCAGCUGCCCUGACGGCUGGUUGACACAUGGACAGGAAUGCUACCACUUCAGUCAUGAUGCGGAACCCUACUUACUUGCUCGGAGUGCGUGUCAGCUUCUAAAGGGAUCACUUGUAGUUAUUGAAACGGCAGAGGAAAACGCCUUCAUCACAAGUCAAAUACAGAAUUUGCAGAGCGGUUCGUACUGGAUGGAUCUAAAUGACCUUCAAGAGGAAGGCUCGUGGUUGUGGCAGGCAACCGGAACAGCUCCGGAGUACACAAACUGGAUGCCCGGUGAACCAAAUAAUACAGGAAACGAUGAAAACUGUGCGCUUAUUUAUAAGGGUGGAAAAUGGAAUGAUGGUCAUUGUACCACUGUAAGCCGCUACAUCUGUGAACACACGGACGAAAGCGCGCAGAUCGUUGGCUAGGAGUGGUUGGGAACGUUCAUUUUUAAACAACGCUGUCAACACUGUAUAUUUACACCUCAACUUCCAUUCCUUAAAUGAACUGCAUUCGGCAAUUGCGUUCAUCAAUCGAUGAACGCAACAUCUUCGGAUAUGUUCGGAUCGUAAUUCAUAGCAUAACAAUAUACA